AUGAGUUUUUUUCUCCCCAAAGGAUGCAGCACAAGGAAGUGGUACAAGAGAACUAAUUUUUUCGGUCAGGGCAAUUACGAAAGGACGCUAGCUGUACUGUUAAGCAGUAGCGUCGUGUAUUACUGCACACUGAGAGAUGAGGAGAGGAGAAGGGAGUUCAAAUCACAUGCGAAAAAUGUAAAGAGGGACCUAAGUUCAUUCCUCCAUUGGAGGCAACCCAACGGUGGAAAUGAGACCCUUUUCAGAAGCAAAGCCAUAUCCUUCUGCGACAGCAGCAAAAAGGGAUUCCGUCACCCCUUGUGGAGAUCAGAAGAGAAGAGGCCCAUCGAAAAAAUGGAGAAUGCCAUUCUCUUUAGUGGCUCCUCCAACCCCCUGUUAAGUAAAGACAUCGCAGAUCAUCUGGGCACUAUACUAGGGAGAGUACACUUGAAGAGAUUCGCAGAUGGGGAGGUCUCCAUGCAAUUCUUGGAAAGCAUCCGAGGGAAGGAUGUCUACAUUAUACAGCCAACAUGUCCUCCUGUUAACGAAAAUCUAAUUGAGUUAUUACUAAUGAUUUCAACCUGUAGGAGAGCAUCCGCGAAGAAGAUCACCGCAGUGAUCCCCUACUAUGGGUAUGCAAGACAGGAUAGGAAGCUAAGUUCUAGGGUACCCAUAUCAGCAGCUGAUGUUGCCAGGAUGAUAGAAGCUAUGGGAGUAGACCGUGUGGUUGCCAUAGAUUUACAUUCGGGACAAAUACAAGGGUUCUUUGGCCCUAGAGUACCUGUAGAUAAUUUAGAAGCCCAACUGAUAGGGCUAGACUACUUCACCAAGAAGGACCUAUACAAGCCCGUAAUCGUAUCCCCAGAUGCGGGGGGGGUAUACCGAGCAAGGAAGUUCCAAGACGGGCUCAACCACCGCGGGAUAAGUGAAUGUGGUAUUGCCAUGUUAAUAAAGCAGAGGACCAAACCGAAUGAAAUUGAAAAAAUGGACCUCGUUGGAAAUGUAUACGACUCGGAUGUGAUCAUAGUAGAUGAUAUGAUCGACACGUCUGGAACUUUAUGUGAAGCUGCCAAGCAACUGAAGAAGCAUGGCGCCAGGAGAGUGUUCGCCUUCGCUACGCACGGCCUUUUCUCCGGACCCGCUAUUGACCGCAUCGAGAAUUCCCCCCUCGAGGAGGUCGUCGUGACGGACACCGUCAAGUCGAACAAGAACAUCGACAGCUGCAAGAAGAUCACCAAGCUGAGCGUCUCCGUGCUCGUGGCCGACGCGAUAAGGCGCAUCCACCAGAAGGAGUCGCUCAACGACCUGUUCAACAUAAAGGGGUAGAAGCGCGGCGGUUUAGCGGCGCGGCGGUUUAGGAGCGAAUCCGUUUAGCAGCGAAUCCGUUUAGCAGCGAAUCCGUGGUGAAGAUUAGAGGCGGUGAAGAUUAGAAGC
Plasmodium vivax (malaria parasite P. vivax) is the source of this 1413-nucleotide messenger RNA. RefSeq names its product phosphoribosylpyrophosphate synthetase, putative. NCBI's taxonomy places the organism in Eukaryota, Apicomplexa, Aconoidasida, Haemosporida, Plasmodiidae. Gene Ontology annotation, biological process: purine nucleotide biosynthetic process; 5-phosphoribose 1-diphosphate biosynthetic process. The record is from RefSeq and is a predicted model, not a curated record. The transcript is spliced from 2 exons. Gene Ontology annotation, cellular component: ribose phosphate diphosphokinase complex; cytoplasm. The coding region runs from base 1 to 1305 and encodes 434 amino acids. Gene Ontology annotation, molecular function: magnesium ion binding; ribose phosphate diphosphokinase activity.